AUGCGCGUAAAAACACAAAAAGAUGAUACGAAUGAGGCGUUUGUACACCAAUUUCUAGGGUUCUUAUGUUUAUUAAUCCUUAUUUCAUGCGCUUUCGGUGUACGCAACUCUGAACUUCCACCGUUGAGUAUUGUGGAAAAGUUGGUUCCACUUCCGGCUGAUAUUCUUAAAACUUGUGAGGGGUCUUUUCUCGUGGAAUAUAUUUCUAAUUCGCAUGUUCUCAAUCAGAACGACCUCACUUUUAUAGCACGGUAUUCCAUCUUCGACUCAACGUUGAUGCAGCUAAAUGGACGGAAUAGAUUUCGACUUUUUCACAAAGACGACCGCAUAAUAUGCGGGCUCGCGCUUCUUUACCAAAACAAUUGCGAUGAAGCCUCGGAUUCUAUUCUCAGCUGUUUGAGAAAGCUUGGAUCAAGUAACCUAGAGCUUAUCAUUCCAAGCAGGUGUAGUAGUACAUCGUAUUUCAUGGAAUUGAUAGGUGUGGUGAAUUUAAUUGAUGAGAAAUGUGGGGCGCCGACCUCACGACUAGCCGCAGAUAAGCUUCGAUUAGGUUUAAUCGAACAGGAUAAACUAAUUGGUCACGGGGAAGGACUGCCAGCGCCGGUGUUAGAUCUGAUCUCACAAUCCAAUGAAGGCUUCCUUGAGCGUGUGCUAAAAGAUGGAUCGUUUUCAUCGAAGGAAGAAGAAAUUCUGCGCAAGACAUACUACGUUCCCCCGGAAAUGCGUCCCUCGAAUAACAUGCCAAACCCGCUUCAGUGUGGAAAUUAUAAGGUGCAUCCGAUUGGCUACGCCCUCACUCGGCGUCCUUCGGACCUAACCUAUCCCGAGCGAAAGCUCUUCGAGUUUUUCCCGAUUAACCCCGCAAUGUUUAGAUCCAAACGGCGCUGGGGAGAAGUCGCGGAUCCCUAUCUUUUCAAAGGAAAGAAACGCAUCACCGACGAGUGGUUGUACGCGACGUUGAUGCGGUAUAGCAUGUUUGCUUUUACCCAUCAACGCGGUGGGUGGGAUUGCUUACGGCACCAUGAGAUCAUACGCUACGGCGCCGUACCAGUAUUUCCUGAUUUGAAAGUAGCGCCAUGGCGUACUUCAAGCACCACUCCGCGGGAUCUCUUACUUAAAGUGCUGGAGGAGCCUAUGAUAUCUCUCAUUGGGCACCUGGAGCACGACGUGAGCGAUCUAUCAUAUAGCAUUGUUCUGAAAGGGAAGGUAGUGAAGCAGACAAAUUUCUUCCGCAGGUGUUGGACAAGGUGCAAUAUAGACUUUAUCAAUUGCGGCCGCAUCAACCUUGAGCCCUAUCGUAAAGAACACGAACAAGAUCAGGAUGCCGGGGUAGUGGCGCACGGGGCACCACUCACCUUUCAAUCCCCCGUUAUAAAACGCCAUUAUCAAAAACUUGCGCGUCCGCUUUGGGAUCUUUUCAACGAAAAAUAUACCGCUGCCUCUAUGAUGAGCUACGUGCUGAAAACGACUCAGUACCAGGAGCCGCGGCGUGUUUUGGUGAUUGGAUGCACCUGGUUUGAUUCUGAUUAUUUGCACGAGUCCGUAAUGGUGGGACUGAGCGAUUUGGGAAUUCGAACAGAGGUGUUGGUGGAAUUUGAAGCGGAUAAAUUUCAACGUUUUAGCGCAAAAGGACUCCAUUCAGAUACUAAAAAAUGGCUUAUACAGCGCGGCUAUAUUGGGGAUGUUCGAGAGGUGGGCAUAAAGAGAGUGGAGAGGCAAAACGCUGCACUUCACACCGAAUACAGUUACUCCUUUUCCUCCAAAGGAAGGUUGAACCCGUUUGUUAUAUCCCGUAUCGGUAAUGCGCAUCACCUCCCUAAAAGUGAACAAUUUCGUGUCUUCUCAAAGGAUGUUGCGAAUCUUGACGAGCGCAUUCGUCGUGGAGAUUUCGAUAUGGUGAUAUAUAGCCUUGUGCGCUCCGAAAUACGAUAUGGGGAUUAUAGCGUAUUACCGUUAUACUCAACGGUGUGUAAUCACCUUCCUAAAAAACAAAUUGUCUUCAUGAAUCAUAAUGACAUUGAUGAAAAAGGAACGUUUGAAACGACAAUGCCGAUGAUUCUUGACCCCCGUGGGACCGUAUUUGUGCGAGAAUCCCUGGGUAGGUGUGAGUGA
Phytomonas sp. Hart1 is the source of this 2112-nucleotide messenger RNA. The record is from the annotation of a GenBank genome assembly. Lineage: Eukaryota; Euglenozoa; Kinetoplastea; Trypanosomatida; Trypanosomatidae.